This is a messenger RNA of Oncorhynchus nerka (sockeye salmon), 804 nucleotides long. RefSeq lists its product as uncharacterized. The annotation marks the transcript as partial. Lineage: Eukaryota; Metazoa; Chordata; Actinopteri; Salmoniformes; Salmonidae. The record is from RefSeq and is a predicted model, not a curated record. The transcript has 2 exons.
AGAGCAGUGGUGGUAGUAGUAGUUAGAGCAGUAUUAAGAGCAGUAGUGGUAGUAGUAGUAAGAGCAGUAGUAAGAGCAGUAGUGGUAGUGGUGGUAGUUGUAGUAGUGGUAGUAGUUGUAAGAGCAGUGGUGGUAGUAGUAGUUAGAGCAGUAUUAAGAGCAGUAGUGGUAGUAGUAGUAAGAGCAGUGGUGGUAGUAGUAGUUAGAGCAGUAGUGGUAGUAGUUGUAAGAGCAGUGGUGGUAGUAGUAGUAAGAGCAGUAGUAAGAGCAGUAGUGGUAGUGGUGGUAGUUGUAGUAGUGGUAGUAGUAGUAAGAGCAGUAGUGAAAGGGGUGGUAGUAGUAGUAGUAGCGGUAGUAAGAGCAGUAGUGGUAGUGGUGGUAGUUGUAGUAGUGGUAGUAGUAGUAAGAGCAGUGGUGGUAGUGGUGGUAGUAGUGGUAGUGGUAGUAGUAGUAAGAGCAGUAGUGGUAGUAGUUGUAAGAGCAGUAGUAAGAGCAGUAGUGGUAGUGGUGGACAGUCCACGCCAGACCCUGACCACAGCAGGACAGUCCACGCUAGACCCUGACCACGUCGACACCACAGCAGGACAGUCCACGCCAGACCCUGACCACGGCGACAUCACAGCAGGACAGUCCACACCAAACCCUGACCACGUCGACAUCACAGCAGGACAGUCCACACCAGACCCUGACCACGUCGACAUCACAGCAGGACAGUCCACGCCAGACCCUGACCACAUCAACAUCACAGCAGGACAGUCCACACCAGACCCUGACCACAGCAGGACAGUCCACACCAGACCCUGA